AUGAAAGAAAUUGAAGACAUGGAAAGAAGGAAUGAAACACUGAAUACUGGGUUCAUUCUCCUUGGACUCUUCCCGGGCAUGAAACAUGUCAGCUUCCUUGUUUUUAUCAUCCUUUUGAUAUACCUUGUGGCUCUCACUGCAAACACCAGCUUGAUUCUUCUGAUCUGGGUGGAUCCUCGACUCCAUACUCCUAUGUACUUCCUCCUCAGUCAGCUUGCAAUAAUGGAUUUGACUCUAAUCUCUAGCACUGUCCCAAAGAUGGCCAAUGACUUUUUCUUGAGAAGGACAAAUAUCUCACAUGUUGCUUGUGGUACCCAGAUCUUUUUCUUCCUAACCUUAGGAAUUGCUGAGUGCAUCCUCCUCACCCUCAUGUCCUAUGACCGAUAUGUAGCCAUCUGUAACCCACUGAGAUACCCUAUCAUCAUGAGCCAGAGAGCCUGCAUACAAAUGACUUGUGUCUCCUGGCUUGGAGGUGCCCUCAUUUCUCUUGUUCACACAGCCUAUGUCAUGCAUUUUCCCAUCUGUGGUUCCAGGAAAAUUCCCCAUUUCCUCUGUGAGGUCAUGGCCAUUUUAAAAAUUACCUGUGAGGAUACUUCCUCCUAUGAGAAGGCAGUGGUAGUAACAAGCAUUGUGGUGCUCCUUCUCCCACUGUCAUUCAUCCUUUCUUCUUAUACUCUCAUUUUCCUCAAUGUCCUCCGCAUGAAUUCCCCUAAGGGAAGGAACAAAGCCUUGGCCACCUGUUCCUCCCAUCUAACUGUGGUGAGUCUCUACUAUGGUCCAGCUAUUGUAGUCUACAUGAGGCCAAGUUACUACCACAGCCCCAGAAUAGACCAGGUUCUCUUUGUGCUUGGUGCUAUCCUCACUCCUAUGAUGAAUCCCCUCAUUUACAGUCUGAGAAACAAGGAAGUUGUAGGAGCACUGAAGAAAAACCUGGGCCAGUGCUUGACUAGAAAUAGGUGCAGAACAAUUAAGUUAAUUCAAUCAAAAUGGUAG
Messenger RNA from Dromiciops gliroides (monito del monte), 993 nucleotides. RefSeq names its product olfactory receptor 2T27-like. NCBI's taxonomy places the organism in Eukaryota, Metazoa, Chordata, Mammalia, Microbiotheria, Microbiotheriidae. The record is from RefSeq and is a predicted model, not a curated record. Gene Ontology annotation, biological process: G protein-coupled receptor signaling pathway. Gene Ontology annotation, molecular function: G protein-coupled receptor activity; olfactory receptor activity. The transcript is spliced from 3 exons. Gene Ontology annotation, cellular component: membrane. The coding region runs from base 1 to 993 and encodes 330 amino acids.